AUGUCCUCUGAUCAAUAUUCCGCCCCCGAAAACUCCGCCAACAAAUUUGAUGGCGACAACUACGCGACUUAUCGCCGCUACAUGCGUGGCGUGUUCCUGAUCAAGUCGAAGGGGCACGGGGUCAACCGGGACACCACCUCCACCUUUGCCGUUCCUCGAGCCAUCGACAAAUAUGUCAAGGCGAGCAAUAUUGCGUUUGGCUUGAUGUUGCUACAUAUAAGCGCAAAUCAUCAUCACGUUUUCGAUGACUUCGAGGAAGCAUGGGUCGCCAUGGAGAUGGCGGAAGGCGGGCACGUCUUGCAUCAUUGCAAUGAAGUCCUCAACAUCAGCGCCAAGCUCAGCACCAUCCGCGCUAAGAUAGAUAACCAAGACAUGGUGAUAUGCUUAGUGCGCAGCCUCUUCAAGAUAGAGGAGAAUGAUGUUAUCAACUUGGAGAUGGAGAGCGCGGCACUGCGAUCGCAAUACGUUGAGAAGGUGCUAACGAAUGAGCACAUUAAAAUACAAGGAAACAAGAUGACAUUGGUGAAGACUAAAGAAGCGACCAAGGUCUUCAGUGUCGAGAGCGAGUUCGUAGUGUACGUUCUUCAAAUAAUAAGGGCACACGGUGGAAAAGUGCUGACCAAGCAGAAGAAAGAAAACCGGGGAGAUCUACGCGGCGGCAACAAUGCUAGUGGACGUGUAGCGAUUCAAGUCCAGUGA
Messenger RNA from Hyaloperonospora brassicae, 699 nucleotides. The record is from the annotation of a GenBank genome assembly. NCBI's taxonomy places the organism in Eukaryota, Oomycota, Peronosporomycetes, Peronosporales, Peronosporaceae.